Chaetomium strumarium is the source of this 1901-nucleotide messenger RNA. RefSeq lists its product as uncharacterized. The coding region runs from base 178 to 1590 and encodes 470 amino acids. The record is from RefSeq and is a predicted model, not a curated record. Gene Ontology annotation, molecular function: FAD binding; oxidoreductase activity. The transcript is spliced from 4 exons. NCBI's taxonomy places the organism in Eukaryota, Fungi, Ascomycota, Sordariomycetes, Sordariales, Chaetomiaceae.
GUGGGAUGGCUGGGAUCAUGGAAUGCAACCUGCACCGCCCUGAUGAAGGGGCGUAAACAGUAAGUGCCUAUUUAACUACCAGGUACCUGUUUAGUCCAUAUCAUGAUGCCUCGGCGGAUUCUGCUCUGAUCACUUGCCUCCCCCCUCUCUCAAUGCUUCAAACGAACAGACUUAGCAAUGGCAGAGAAGAUUCUCUCCGAUCUUGGUCUGCUGCUAUCACCGGGAGCCUCUAUCGCUCUACGCGAUCAUGCUGACUUCGCCAAGUUGACGGAUCGGUGGAGAGAGUGGCACGCGCCGGAGGUCGCUGCUGUGGUUCGAGUGGCCACCGAGGCAGACGUGCAGCAGACGAUACGCUUCGCCGCUCAGCAUGACAUCCCUUUCGUGGCGAGAGCCGGGGGCCACGGGGCAACCGACGCUCUCGGGAACGCGAAGAACGCAAUCCAACUUGAUCUUCGCUCCCUGAACCAGGUCAGAGUGCUGGAGGACGGCAAAGCAGCUAUCAUCGGCGGCGGAGCGGACGCAAAGCAGGUUGUGAGUGAGUUGGAAAAGGUUGGAAAGCGAGCAGUGACUGGCGUGUGCGAAAACGUCGGCAUCUCGGCCGUCAUCCUCGGCGGAGGCCACGGAUACCUGCAAGGAAAGUAUGGUCUCGCUGCCGACCAGGUCAUCUCGGCUCGCCUCGUGCUGGCCGAUGGCGAGGUGAUCACCGUGUCAAAAGAUAGCCAUGCCGACCUGUUCUGGGCAGUUAAGGGCGCGGGACACAACUUCGGCAUCGUCACGGAGUGGGAAUACCGCAUCUACGACGCCCCGGCCCACAAGUACGCCUACGAAACGUUCAUCUACUCGGGAGACAAGCUAGAGGCCUUUUUCGAGCUUGCAGACCGCAUGCUCCAAGUUCAGCCGGCAGAGGUCACGCAGUGGACAUACCUCGUCAAGAUCCCUCCGAUUGAUGCGGAUCAUCCCGUCAUCUUCUUCUGCCUCGUCUACGACGGCCCAGCCGGUCCAGCGAGGGAAUACGCCGCCCCCUUCCACGCCGUCGGCCCGCUCUCCACCCAAGCGGGCGAAGCCAGCUACCACGAGCUGGCCGUAGUCACCUUCCAAGACGCAGACGGCCUCGGGUGCGCGUACGGCUCCACGUCGCUGCGCUUCCCGACGGUGCUCAAGGCCUACAACCCGGCCGCGCUACGGAAGGUGUACGACGACUUCGACGCGACACUGCGCGAGGUCCCCGCGCUCGCCGGCACGCUCUGGCUGAUCGAGGGCCACGCCGUGCAAGGCGUGCAGGCCGUCGACCCGGACUCGACCGCGUUCCCGCACCGGAGCGAGCGCGUGCUGAUCUCCCCGUUUAUCAAUUACAAACCCGACGCGGCGCUGGACGGCGUGGCGCAGGCGCUGGGGCGGAGGACGCGGCAGUAUUUGGUGGACGGGAGCGACGAGCCGGGCAGGCUGAAGGCGUACGUCAACUAUGCGCACGGGGACGAGCCGCUCGGGGCGGUGUACGGGUGGGAGGAGUGGAGGUUGGAGAGGCUGCGGGCGCUGAAGGGGAAGUAUGAUCCGAGCAAUCGGAUGCGGUACUAUGUGCCUGUACUGUGAUGUGGAAAGUCUUGGUAACCUGGAAUAAGGUGUGACGGAGCAGUCGGCGUCCAUGGGACAGUUUGUUGCUACUUCCCCCACGGUUCUUGGCUCCUCGCCGCAUCCGUACCAUCAUGGCAUCAUCGCCUCUCCGGGGGGGCCGGUCCGGUGGAAUCGCGCAGGGAAUUCGAAACUCGCCACGUGCUCGCCUCGCAGAUGCCGAACUUGAUCCACCACAGCGCAGGAACAGGCGGAAAGUACGGCAGUUGCAUCCACACACCCACACAUGUGUAACCCUCGAAAUGGAGAAGUGGAGAAUUGCAAGUUUCUAG